CAUCAGCAACUCCACCAGACCAACAUCAUGAAAUUCGUAGCUCUCGCUCUUGCCCUUCUGCUGGCUGUCGGCUCUCAGGCCGCUCCCCUGCAAGCUGAUCCUCAUACCCAUUUGGCCCAUGCCCGGGCUGCUCUGGAUGUCUACUUGAAUAAUUUGAGGGAAAGUGCCCAGAGAUCACUGCAGGGCCUUGAUGACACUGAAUACAAGGAGCUCAAGACCAGGCUAAGUCAGCGCAUAGAUGAAAUUCACAAUCAGAUUAGUGCUUUGCGGGGUUCUAUUUCCCCUACCACUGACAAUGUUGUCUCUACCAUUGCUGAAGCCACAGCUGACUUCCGUGCCUCUGUCAUUAAUGACAUCGAGACCCUGAAAACUGAGCUUGCGCCCAAACGUGCUAAGCUGAGGGAGGUCAUCAACAAACACUUCGCGGAGUACCACGCCCAGUUGGACCCCAUCUUCAAAGAGUACCAUGACCAGCAUGCAGCUAACCUGGAAGCUCUGAAGACCAAGCUAGAGCCCAUUAUGGAGGAGCUGCGUACCAAGGUGGCUACCAACAUUGAGGAGACCAAGGCUGCCCUGUUGCCCAUUGUGGAGGCUGUGCGUACCAAGCUCACUGAGCGUGUGGAGCAACUGAAGGAAAUUGCCACUCCUUACGUCGAGGAAUACAAGGAGCAGAUGAAGCAGGUCUACGACCAUGCACAAAAUGUCAGCCCCGAUGACCUUGCUGCCCUGAGAACAAAGGUUGCAGCUUCAUUUGAUGGUAUCAAGGAAAAGCUCCAGGAAAUCAGCCAGGCCAUUUCUGCUACCUUCACCCCAAACUAAAUCCUCUCUAUCCUGUCUGAUCUUAAUCCAUUCCAACUUUCUCCAUUCCUUCUUUCUUCACAUGCACACACAGAGCACCUCCCAAAAUGAAGCCAGUGCUUAAAUGAUGCACUUCUUUGCAACAAAAUGGUGGGACUCUUAUUCUCUCUCCCAAGCAAACACCUUGCACAAGCACAUGAAAGCAAAGAAAUACACGGACAUACAUGCUCAGCACACACAUGCUUCACUCAGUGCUUGGCCAACUGCUUACAUUUUGUGUAACAGUUGUACGUGUUGUGCCUGAA
Messenger RNA from Monopterus albus (swamp eel), 1103 nucleotides. RefSeq names its product apolipoprotein A-I. The record is from RefSeq and is a predicted model, not a curated record. The transcript is spliced from 4 exons. Gene Ontology annotation, molecular function: phospholipid binding; phosphatidylcholine-sterol O-acyltransferase activator activity; cholesterol transfer activity. Bases 28 to 819 code for a protein of 263 amino acids. Gene Ontology annotation, biological process: cholesterol metabolic process; phospholipid efflux; acylglycerol homeostasis. Lineage: Eukaryota; Metazoa; Chordata; Actinopteri; Synbranchiformes; Synbranchidae. Gene Ontology annotation, cellular component: high-density lipoprotein particle; very-low-density lipoprotein particle; extracellular region.